AAUUAAAUUCAAUUGUAGAGUCGCUUCGAUUGCAUCACCUGGUUCACCUUCCCCCUUUUCUCUGUCCUGUUUAUAAAUCCCCUCGGUGGUCGAUUACGUUGCUACUCGAUUAUGUCGUCGACGAUGAACUCACAGGGGAUGGCUCUGGCCGUGGCCACAGCCAUGGCAGCCGUCUCCGGCACUGUAAUUCUUCUCUCCUUCUGCAUCCAAAAAUCCAUCCAAUUCUCACCUCCGACACCAUCUCUCCGUUCCUGUAUUCCCUCCGACACGAAGAAGACCAAGAAGAAGAACAAAAGGGUCCACUUCGCAAAAGACGUCGUCGAUCCUAUCAGCAACGGCGACGAUUUCCGAAGACAACACGAACUCGCUUGCAACAAUAAUUCCAACACCGCUUCUCCGCCGUUGCAAAACCCUCCCACCGCCCCUCGAGGAAUGCCGGCGAACAGAGUAGCGCUCUAUAACGGGAUUUUAAGAGAUCGCGUCGUUCAUCGUUACGCUUACUCUUGUUGAAAUUCGCUUCAAUUCCCCAAUUUGUAACUCUCCUCUGUAUAGAAUUUGACGUAAUUAAAAUCCCUCUUUGCACAAA
Messenger RNA from Cucurbita pepo subsp. pepo (vegetable marrow), 586 nucleotides. RefSeq lists its product as uncharacterized. NCBI's taxonomy places the organism in Eukaryota, Viridiplantae, Streptophyta, Magnoliopsida, Cucurbitales, Cucurbitaceae. The record is from RefSeq and is a predicted model, not a curated record.